AAUCCAUGUACGAACCGGGAACGGAGCAGAUCAACUGCAACGGCAGACUGAUUGAAUUGCCCACCUUGGAGGUUGUUCGUCCAGCUCCCAAAAUGCCCAGCGAUGCCAACAUUGAUUGGUUGCUCCACAUUUAUUUCACUCGCCGCGAAUUCACGCGCUGCCGCCGACUCAUCGAACGUGAGCUGAAUCGCCAUUUGAAUCCCGAGUACCUGUACUUUGUCCAGGGUCUAAUUGACCGUGAAGAGGGCAACCACAUCGAGGCGCUCAGACAUUUGCAAAAAUCAGCGGAGCUCAAUCCCAGGAAUAUCGAGACUUACAAGGAAAUCGGCCGAACACUAUACAUAAUGGGCCGUUUUAGUCAGGCUUUGGGCGUUUUUCGGGAGGCGGAACAAAGGAGCAGUCGACAGGACCACGAGAUUUACCAUUAUCUGGGCGAGCUACUCUAUAGAGCGGCCACGACGCAGAGUCAAAAGGAUGUGGCCAGCCAGCAGCAGGACGAGGCCAGGACCUAUUUUGAGUUGGCCGUGCAAUCCGGCCGGAAGCUGGAAAGCUACGUUCGUUUGGCGGAGUUGUAUCGCAAGGACAAACAGUACCAGAAAGCCAUUGAAAUUCUAGAGAACUGUCUACACUUGACUCCUGAGAACUCGGAGGUUCUGAUUGAAAUCAGUGUGCUGUAUUUGAAAAUCAACGAAACGCAAAAGGCACACGAUCGUUUAGCGGAAGUCGUCAGCAUCGAACGGAAAUGCUCGCCCAAGGGACUUCUGGCCUUUGGUGCCAUUUUGCAGUCCCGCAACGAUAUCGAUGGCGCCCUCAGCAAAUACAGCCAAAUCGCAAACGCUGAGCCGGAAAUUGCCGAGCUGUGGAAUAACAUCGGAUUGUGCUUUUUCAAGAAGCAGAAGUUCAUUGUGGCCAUUUCAUCGCUGCGCAAAUCCGUUUGGCUAUCGCCACUUAACUACAAUGCCCUUUACAACCUCAGUUUAAUCUACAUCGCAUCUGAACAAUACGCCAGUGCCUUUCACACGCUGGCCGCAGCCAUAAACCUGCGCAAGGAUAAUGCCGAGUGCUACAUGCUCCUGGGCCUUUGUUUGCGAAAGCUGGACGAUAUGGAGAACGCAUUCGUGGCCCUCGAAAGGGCCAGUUCCAUGGCAACUGGCCAACAGGGAGCCGGACGUAAUCCCUUGGUUGUGCUGAACUUUGCACUGUUUUGCUACGAAACCGGCAGAUUGGCCCUGUCCACGGAGCAGUAUAACCGGUUCAUGAGUCAGGCGCAGGAUCUUCUGUUGCCAACGGAAUACAAAUUCCAAGCCACCAAGCUGAAAUCCCUGCUGCGCAUCUCGAAUCAGGGCAAUGGCAUCCUGCUGGAUUCCGCGGAUAUGGGCGAGUCUGAUUUGGGACACAAUCGGGCCACGGAACUUCUGCCGGACGAAUUGCCACUGGAGGUGAAUGCUGUUGUCAGUCAGAAUUAGAUGUUCAUUUUUCGGUAAUGGAAAGCAAUAAACGUUUCAUUUGUAUGCAACUCA
Molecule: messenger RNA, 1520 nt
Organism: Drosophila melanogaster (fruit fly)
Lineage: Eukaryota; Metazoa; Arthropoda; Insecta; Diptera; Drosophilidae
Gene: BBS4
Product: Bardet-Biedl syndrome 4
Exons: 10
Coding region: 6-1466 (486 amino acids)
Cellular component (GO): centrosome; cytoskeleton; ciliary membrane
Source: RefSeq, marked reviewed